This is a messenger RNA of Neocloeon triangulifer, 1331 nucleotides long. RefSeq names its product cleavage stimulation factor subunit 2 (gene CstF64). The coding region runs from base 130 to 1320 and encodes 396 amino acids. The record is from RefSeq and is a predicted model, not a curated record. Gene Ontology annotation, biological process: mRNA 3'-end processing. Gene Ontology annotation, cellular component: mRNA cleavage and polyadenylation specificity factor complex. NCBI's taxonomy places the organism in Eukaryota, Metazoa, Arthropoda, Insecta, Ephemeroptera, Baetidae. Gene Ontology annotation, molecular function: mRNA binding. The transcript has 10 exons.
CUUGGAUAUUUAUGAAUGGCCGCCAGUAACGAGUGAAGAGUAAACAUAACAAAAACAUCCGAAUUUCGACCGGCUUGUUUGUUUCGCCCAGUGGCUCUUUUUCUGACGUGGAUCAAAUAAUUAUCCACUAUGGCAGAUCCAAAUUUGAUGGACAAAUCGCUCCGCUCAGUUUUUGUGGGCAACAUACCAUACGAGGCGACGGAAGAGAAGUUGAAAGACAUUUUUAGUGAAGUUGGACCCGUUCUGUCUUUUAAGCUUGUGUAUGACAGAGAAACUGGAAAGCCUAAAGGCUAUGGCUUUUGUGAGUACAAAGACCAAGAGACAGCCCUCAGCGCCAUGCGCAACUUAAACGGCUACGAAAUAGGAGGACGUACUCUCAGGGUUGACAAUGCUUGUACUGAAAAAUCCAGAAUGGAAAUGCAGUUGCUCCUGCAAGGGCCAGUGGUGGAAAAUCCCUACGGGGAUGCUGUCGAUCCUGACAAAGCCCCAGAGGCCAUCAGCAAAGCCGUUGCCUCUCUUCCACCAGAGCAAAUGUUUGAGCUCAUGAAACAAAUGAAAUUAUGUUGCCAGAACAACCCCUCUGAGGCUCGAACGAUGCUUAUGCAAAACCCGCAACUUGCGUACGCACUGCUUCAGGCGCAGGUCGUCAUGCGGAUUGUCGAUCCAGUCACUGCUGCUGCAAUGCUACACAAGGCCAAUCCGGCUCCAAAACCGAUCCUAACUGCGGACAAGAUGGCCAUGCCUAUCCCACCUCAGAUACAGUUUGCGGCAAGCAGACCUAAACCAGAUUUUGCACCAGUUCAAGACUCUUGGCCGGCUGCUGGUCCAAACAUUCCUUUGCAGCGACCUCCUCCUGCAGCUGGUGGAGAUUUAGAUCUUCGUCACUUGGAUCCCCGAGCAAGGCCUGCCAUGUUGGAUCAGGAUCUUCGUAUGCCACCUGCUAUGCCGCCGCGAGACCCUCGAGGAGAAAGGGGUUUCCCAACCGGUCCUUCUGAGCCAUUUGAGCCCGCAUUUCCCAGAGAUCCUCGCCGAGACAGGGACAUGCGAGAUCCCAGGGCCACUUUUGUUGCCGAUCCUCGAGGCGACCCUCGCUCUGCAGUGCCGCCACCAGUUGCUGUCCCACGCCCUCCAGUGCAGCAAAGACCGCCUCCAAACUUCCCAGGCGCCGCUGGAUUGAACAGUGCCUCCGACCAAGAGAAGGCGCAACUAAUCAUGCAAGUGCUGCAGCUUUCCGACGAGCAGAUCGCUGCUUUGCCUCCCGAGCAGCGGCAGAGUAUUUUGGUGCUCAAGGAGCAGAUUGCCAAGAGCACUCAGCGUUGAGACUCCUUGUC